Messenger RNA from Balearica regulorum gibbericeps (East African grey crowned-crane), 935 nucleotides. NCBI's taxonomy places the organism in Eukaryota, Metazoa, Chordata, Aves, Gruiformes, Gruidae. The record is from RefSeq and is a predicted model, not a curated record.
GAAAAAUAGACAUGCUGGUGGCUACGGCUGGCACAGGAGGUACUAUCACUGGCAUCUCCAGAAAGCUAAAGGAGAAGUGUCCAGGUUGCAAAAUUAUAGGUGUUGAUCCUGAAGGCUCCAUCCUUGCUACACCAGAAGAACUGAACAAGACUGACAAGACAAUGUAUGAAGUGGAAGGAAUUGGAUAUGAUUUUGUCCCCACAGUGUUGGAUAGAUCUGCAGUGGACCAGUGGUACAAGAGCAACGAUGAAGAAUCGUUUGCUUUAGCACGCAUGCUGAUCCGAGAGGAAGGACUGCUGUGUGGUGGCAGCUCAGGCAGUGCCAUGUCUGCAGCUGUGAAGGCAGCCAAAGAGCUGAAGGAAGGUCAGCGCUGUGUUGUUAUCCUCCCUGACUCUAUCAGGAACUACAUGUCCAAGUUCUUGAGUGACAAAUGGAUGAUUCAGAAAGGGUUCAUGAAAGAAGAAGACCUUGUCAAAAAACCUUGGUGGUGGAACAUCAGUGUUCAGGAACUAAGCCUCUCUGCUCCCCUGACUGUGCUUCCAACUGUUACCUGUGCAAAGACUGUUGAAAUUCUCCGGGAGAAGGGAUUCGACCAGGUACCAGUUGUUGAUGAAUCUGGGGUGAUUUUAGGCAUGGUUACUCUGGGUAACAUGCUUUCUUCGCUGCUUGCUGGAAAAGUUCAGCCUUCUGAUGAAGUCAGAAAAGUAAUAUACAAGCAAUUUAAACAGAUUAACCUGAAAGACAACUUGGGGAAACUCUCUCAUAUCCUGGAAAUAGACCACUUUGCUCUAGUGGUUCAUGAACAAAUUCAGUAUCACAGUGAUGGUUCCUCCAGUAAGCGGCAAAUGGUGUUUGGCAUCGUUACAGCCAUUGAUCUGCUUAACUUUGUGACUGCGCGAGAACGGGAAAGAAAGUCCAGCUAAAGUCAAGUAGCA